Selaginella moellendorffii is the source of this 393-nucleotide messenger RNA. RefSeq names its product major pollen allergen Ole e 10. Bases 1 to 393 code for a protein of 130 amino acids. The transcript has a single exon. The record is from RefSeq and is a predicted model, not a curated record. NCBI's taxonomy places the organism in Eukaryota, Viridiplantae, Streptophyta, Lycopodiopsida, Selaginellales, Selaginellaceae.
AUGGAGGCAAACAAGGGGCAAGUUCUUCUCAUACUUUUGUUCGCAAUUCUUACCUUCUUAGGUUGUUUGUCACAAGCGAAAGCAUCAUGGCUUAAGAUUUUGUGUCCUUGUGGCUAUGUGUUUUUAGCUGUGGCAUUGGACGAGAGAACUUGGUGUAUUGCCAAGCCUGACUCUCCGGACGAGGCUCUUCAAAAGGCCUUGGACUACGCAUGUGGUCAGCCCAUGGUCAACUGCCUCCAAAUCCAGCCGGGCAAUGGCUGCUACUCGCCAGUCAAUCUCCACUCUCACUCAUCCUUUGCGAUGAACCUGUACUACCAGGGAUAUGGCAAGAACUCGUGGAACUGUAAUUUCUCCGGGAUUGGAAUCCUCACCACCGCAGAUCCAAGUAAGUGA